This is a messenger RNA of Myotis daubentonii (Daubenton's bat), 3405 nucleotides long. It is a transcript of the gene ZBTB35, whose product is annotated as zinc finger and BTB domain containing 35. Gene Ontology annotation, cellular component: nucleus. Gene Ontology annotation, molecular function: DNA-binding transcription factor activity, RNA polymerase II-specific; protein binding. The record is from RefSeq and is a predicted model, not a curated record. Gene Ontology annotation, biological process: regulation of transcription by RNA polymerase II. Lineage: Eukaryota; Metazoa; Chordata; Mammalia; Chiroptera; Vespertilionidae.
UCGGGGCGGGGGAGACGCGGGAGGGCGGGGGAAGGAGAGGCGACCCGGGAGUCGUUGUGGGCCGCGGGCCGGACCGGGUCCCGGGGCGGCGGGAGCCAGGGCCGGGCGGAAGGGCUGGGCGGCCGUUAGCGGGCGGCGGGGGCUGCCGGCCCGCUCCCCGCCGGACCUGCGCGCCGGGCGCCCGGCGCCUCCCGCGGCGCCCACCCGGCUCCAGCUCGCGUGUCCCGGCUCCAAUUAGGUCAGGCUCCGAGGCGGGCGGCCUCGGUCCGGCCCCCGGCGCGCCGCCGCCACCGGCUAGCCCUCCUUUCUUCUCUCGCCUUUCUCGCCUUUCUCGCCUCACCCUCCCCCCUCCUGCUCACGUUGCUGGGGUGUUGGUUUUUGUUGUCUGCAGCUUUCGGGGUUCCGUGCCCCAGCCCGAGCUCAUGGGUGUACACGAUCAUGCUCCUCUUUUGUAGAGCGACCCGCCGGCCAUGGAGGCCGAAGAGACGAUGGAAUGCCUGCAGGAGUUCCCCGAACAUCACAAGAUGAUCCUGGACCGAUUGAAUGAGCAGCGGGAGCAGGACCGGUUCACUGACAUCACCCUGAUUGUCGACGGUCACCAUUUUAAGGCCCACAAGGCUGUGUUGGCUGCUUGCAGUAAGUUCUUCUACAAAUUCUUUCAGGAAUUUACUCAGGAACCUUUGGUGGAAAUAGAAGGUGUUAGUAAAAUGGCCUUUAGUCACUUAAUCGAGUUCACAUAUACAGCAAAGUUAAUGAUCCAAGGAGAAGAAGAAGCCAAUGAUGUGUGGAAAGCAGCAGAGUUUCUACAAAUGCUGGAAGCUAUCAAAGCUCUUGAAGUCAGGAACAAAGAGAACGCUGCUCCACUAGAGGACAAUAGCACAGGAAAAAGUGAGGCCAAGAAAAGGAAGAUUGCAGAAACUUCUAAUGUCAUCACUGAGUCGUUGCCAUCCGUGGAAUCAGAACCAGUUGAAAUUGAGGUGGAGAUUGCUGAAGGCACGAUCGAAGUGGAAGAUGAAGGCAUGGAGACGUUGGAGGACGUGGCUUCUGCCAAGCAGUCCAUCAAGUACAUUCAGAACACAGGGUCCUCCGACGACUCGGCGCUGGCACUGUUGGCAGACAUUACCAGCAAGUACCGUCAAGGUGAUAGGAAAGGGCAGCUUAACGAAGAAGGCUGUGCAUCUGACCCCACAAGCAAACAGGAACACAUGAAAUCACACUCCACUGAGAGUUUCAAGUGUGAAAUAUGCAAUAAAAGGUAUCUUCGGGAGAGCGCGUGGAAACAGCACCUCAGUUGUUACCACCUUGAGGAAGGUGGGGUCAGUAAGAAGCAAAGAACUGGGAAAAAAAUUCACAUAUGUCAGUACUGUGAGAAACAGUUUGACCACUUUGGACAUUUUAAAGAGCAUCUUCGAAAACAUACAGGUGAAAAACCUUUUGAAUGUCCAAAUUGUCAUGAACGAUUUGCUAGAAAUAGCACCCUCAAAUGUCACCUGACUGCGUGCCAAACUGGAGUGGGGGCAAAAAAGGGAAGAAAGAAGCUUUACGAGUGUCAGGUCUGUAACAGUGUGUUUAACAGCUGGGACCAGUUCAAAGAUCACUUGGUAAUACACACUGGAGAUAAGCCCAACCAUUGUACUUUAUGUGAUUUGUGGUUUAUGCAAGGAAAUGAAUUAAGAAGGCAUCUCAGCGAUACUCAUAAUAUUACGGAGCGUCUGGUAACCGAAGAAGUUCUUUCCGUGGAAACACGAGUGCAGACGGAGCCUGUGACGUCCAUGACUAUCAUAGAACAGGUGGGGAAGGUGCAUGUGCUGCCGCUGCUGCAGGUCCAGGUGGACUCCGCACAGGUGACUGUGGAGCAGGUCCAUCCAGAUCUGCUCCAGGACGGCCAAGUGCAUGACUCCCACGUGAGCGAGCUGCCGGAGCAGGUCCAGGUGAGCUAUCUAGAAGUGGGUCGAAUUCAGACUGAGGAGGGUACUGAAGUCCACGUGGAGGAGCUGCAUGUGGAGCGGCUAAACCAGGUGCCCCUGGGAGUUCACACUGAGCUGCUCCAAGCGGACUUGGAUCAAGUGGCCCCUGACAUCACGAAGCAGGAGGAGAGGGAGCCCAGCCAGGACGACGAAGCUGAGGCGGCCACGGAAGACCAGGGAGGUGCUGAGGAUUUAGAGAGCAAACCAACAGAGGAUUGCCCAGCGGAAAGCCCAGGGACUGAGGACAGAAUGCCGAGGCCAGUUUUAGAGUGAAAGAACGAAUAUAUUUUUAAUGUGUGUAUUGGGCUUUUGAACUGAUGUGGGGCGGCAUGACUGUCCUUGAGCUGACAGACAAGCGGACCAAAGUUCAACUCUUCCUUCUUGUGCUGAACUGUUUCUUUGAAACAAGCUGAUUUCCCUCCCACUUCAUGCCCCAGAGGAGGGAUGUUGCCCGUAGCAAAUGGGAAGGUUUGAGAAGUAUAUUUCUGGAAACUUUAAACGGAUUCUAUUCUUCUAUGUAGUUGGGUACGAACGUAUCUGUUUUCAUUGUGGUAAGGGUCCCCACCCCCCUCUCUUUCCCAGGUUGUGUUCUUCCUCGGAGUUUUUCCAUAUUGUAAAGUCAAACAAAACCAUUAGAAUACAGCGGGUAUUCUAAUGCAUGCUAGAAAAAAUGAAUCCAUAGGAAACAGGCCGCAUGAAGAAGUGCAUUGUUACUGUGCAGUUACGUCUUGGCUUCUGGCUUUCUUUAGUUUGACGCGUUCUUGUCUACCUGAUAGUCACAGGUGUCAUCUCUGCAACAGAAAUGGUGGCAAAAUGUCCAGAAUGUAAAAAAAGAUCUACACCCACGUGCCUUUCAAAACCACCUGAACUUCUCUAAAGCAUCUCUGGUUCUUUCAAAGUUUGUGUUGUGAGGAGCGAUGUAGAUGAUGCUCUGUAGUACUUUCUAUUUUUGUUUAUGGUGAAAGCUACCAGUUCUUUUUCACUUAAGUUAGGUUGAGAAAUUUCAUUUAAUGGCAGCUGAAGGGCCAUUUUCAAUUGGAAAAAUACAUUUAUGUCUGUGGUAACCUUUAUUUUGAAGAAAAAUUGCACUAGUAUUUUACCACCAGAUUUAAAAAAAAAAAAAAAAGGAUGAGCAUCAUUUGAAAAUUAAUGUAUUUAAAAUAAAGUACAGAGAAAAACAUGUAUAUAAUAUAUCAGGCUUUGUUUUGAAUGAAUCUUUUCCCCGAUCCUUAAUGUAAAGAUCUUGUGCUAUAACUUUUAAAGCCAUACAAAUAAGAGUGCUAAACUGUGGACUUCAAAGUAGGUGUGUAAAUAUUUUUAAUCAGUAUUACUUGGAAAAUAAAAUAUAACAACCACAUAAACCAAUAUGCUAUUUUCUUUACCUGUUAAAUAUUGGGAGAUAUUUACAUUUUUAAAGUAAACUUUAAAAUUAAGUGUU